AUGGAAAACAACAUUCAAUACACUACAGAGCCUUGGCACUUGACCGCAUACGAAUUUCAUUACAACACACCUUCGCGACGUGAUGAUAUGACCUAUACACAAGAAAUUUUUCAACGGACUAAAGGAGUACAAUUUAUGGAAAGAUUAAGGACAAAUCCUUCUUUAUCACUUGACAGUUAUACUUACGCAUUGGCCGCUCACUAUUUCCACAUAUUUUACUUGCAUAAAAGUCUGAAAGAAUUCAACUGCUUUGAUAUUGGUGCAUCAUGUCUUUUCCUUACAGCAAAAUUAACGGAUAACAGACGAGAUCUCAAUCUUAUCUCUGAUCUCAGUGCGCGAAUAUCCUUGAAACAAAUGCAACAGAUGAGCAAUGAUCAUGAAAUUAAUAAAUGGAGACAUAAAAUUUUGAAAUAUGAAUCCAUCAUAUUUUUUGAGAUAUACCCUUACUUGGAAAUUAAACUUCCAUUUCAAUUUUUGUUCAUGUUUCGUGACUCUCUUACCGGUUAUGACCAAGAGAUAGUGAAUCGCCUAAUCGGAUGCAGUUUUCAAUUACUAAUGGAUUGUCCUAAAACAAUAUCGGCGGCUGCGAUAUUCGUUGCUGCAAAAUCUAGUGACAUUCCAUUAAAUGAUGAUCCAAGAGCCGGUGCAUGUUGGUUUGAACUUGCAAAAGUUGAGGAUAUUAAUACAGUUGCUGCAGCCGUUGAUUAUAUCUUGCAAUCCUAUACAACUGGACCUGUCGUUAAAAAAUUUGGUUGCUCACAGGAUCCAAACUGCCCAAAUAACCCCCUUCAUUUUGGUUGUACAGAGAUCGAAUACAUUGGACGAGCUCAA
Molecule: messenger RNA, 831 nt
Organism: Dentiscutata erythropus
Lineage: Eukaryota; Fungi; Glomeromycota; Glomeromycetes; Diversisporales; Gigasporaceae
Source: the annotation of a GenBank genome assembly